This is a messenger RNA of Westerdykella ornata, 1027 nucleotides long. RefSeq lists its product as uncharacterized. NCBI's taxonomy places the organism in Eukaryota, Fungi, Ascomycota, Dothideomycetes, Pleosporales, Sporormiaceae. Gene Ontology annotation, molecular function: protein binding. The record is from RefSeq and is a predicted model, not a curated record. The transcript is spliced from 2 exons. The coding region runs from base 1 to 825 and encodes 274 amino acids.
AUGUCUUCCCAAGACCAGGCCCCUGGCAAUCCUGCAGUUCCAGAGCCGUCACCUUCAUCUUCGCGAACUCCGCCGGCGCAUGAACAGGAUCCCAGUGAUGCUCAGUCCCGGCAUUCAUCCUUAUCCGAAGAUGGCGAAACGACUAGUAACGCCCAUCGCGAGUCAACACCUCCUCGCAACCCUCCCUUGCCCGACGAAGAGGCACCCCCUCUUCCUGACGAACCAGCCCCAGAGGACGAUGGAUGGGAUGCCCUCUGGGACAGCAACGCCCAAGCAUACUACUUCUACAAUCGCUACACACAGGUCAGCCAAUGGGAGAACCCAAGAGUCCCGGAGGCGGCCGGUGCCAACUACGGAUCCUUCGCUCCCGGCGUGACGAGUAGUUCAGGCGCACCCGGUACUUCCUCUCCUCCCAAGCGUCGCGCUGGCGGAUACAACCCUGCCAUUCAUGGCAGCUAUGAUCCGAAUGCAGACUACGCAAGGGAGGGACAAGACGAGGAAGAAGAGGAGGACGCAGCGGCGUCAGCGUUAGCAUCGGGAUUGGCGGAUCCCACACAACCCUAUGUGGCUGCCGCCCGCUUCAAUAGGUUCACGGGUCGCUUCCAGGACGCCUCGCUCAACCCGGACAGACACAGCGACGAGCAAAAGAGCCGGAGGCAAAUGUCCGCCUUCUUUGAUGUGGAUGCCGCUGCGAAUAGCCAUGACGGACGCAGUCUCAAGGCUGAACGACGGGGCAAGACCCUCAGUAAGAAGGAGCUCAAGGCAUACAAGGAAAAGCGAAGGGAAAAGAAGGAGGAGAAGCGGCGUGCCUGGUUGAGGGACUAGAUCCCCGGCGGUAAGCAAUAUUGUGAGGACAUGACGAGCGAUAUCAAUAUGACCACUAAUGCAAGACUUAGAGGCAGUCCAGAUGCUUGAAAUGGCGGCGAGGCAAUAGAAGCGUCACUGAGAAGUCAGUGGAGCGCUCAGUUGCAGUAUUGGAUAUGAGCCGACCUUAUUCUUCGUGUUAUCAACCUCAGACAGCCCACCG